UUGAAAUUGUUUCCUCACAAAUUCUUAUCAAUAUCUGUUACUCAUUUGUGUCUUAGUAUACAUUCGCGAAACUGUUCACUCUUCUAACCUUGAACUUCCUUCUCCUCACGGCUUCGCGUUUUAGAACAAAGUCGCGUUACUCGCUAUGUCAAUGCGUUUAACAUUUAAAGGAGACAAAAAAACUAAAAAAAGGAAAAGAAAAACAGAUCACUCUUCAAAAAAUGUCGGCUUGAUUGCAAGUGAAAGUAACGACGACGUUUGGAUGAACGCUUUGAGCGUUUCUGAAUUAAAGGGACCCAUCGUACUGUGCAUCCAGGGACGGCCAGGUGAGCCAUGGGAAUGCUUGAGCAGCCAUCCAAACAACCCUAAUGUUCAUGUCCUGCAGAUGGAAGACGAGUCUCAUGCUCCAGAUAAAACCGAACAGGUCUGGGUGUGCAGAGAACUCGAUGGAAACUAUCAAUUAAAAAAUUCAAACGGCUACUAUUUAUCUGCCAAGCCAGAUGGUACUCUAGUUUGUGACAAAACGGCGAUCAGCAUCACAGAAGAAUGGCAACCCAAGUUUCUUGAAGCUGAAAACGCAUGGACCUGGAAGAACGUUGGUAUCAAUUCUUUCCUGACACUACAAGAAGGUGAUUCGGGCGUUACUGUCUGCUGUAUACGCGAGAAAGAUCAAAAGCCAACCAAAUGGGUUUGCCGUGUACAGACGAGAUUUGCGCGUGAAAAGCGGCAAGAUACAUCGGACAAACACCAUAUAAGUCGCCAGACUUUGGAAGCAAUGGCUAAGCGACCUCUCACGUCUGACGAAGUGAAGUUGCUCAAAAAGGCUUAUCGGAACGGCAUGCUUCAUGAAGCCUUACUAGAUCUGCGUACAGCCUCCAAAAGUGACAAGUAUGGCUAACACGGGUUUGAAAUGUUUUAUUAAGCUUGACUAAACCAACAAUCUUUCCUCGCGCCUAAGAAUGAACAACGGAUAACAAUCCCCACAAGUAUGAUCCUUCAUUUGACUAUUUCUAAUAUCAACAAUGCGCCCAAAGCAACCUAAAACUUGGAGACCUGCUCCUUGGAGUAUCCCAUUUUAAACAAACGGCCGGUUAAGUUAAAACGUCCAGAAGCAGGGUCCUUGUCACCAAAAUAAUCGAUAAUAAGAGGUUUGGGACCACUGAUGAAAAUCUUGAACUUUUUGCCCGAAUCGGGGGCUGGAAUGUACUUCUUCAACAGCUCGGGACUGAUGCGACCAACAUGCGUAGCAAGAUUACUGUUGUCACGUUCAAGCACACGGACCAGCUGGAAUUGAUUGGGGAACUCUUUUGCCCAUUUUUCAGUAAUUUCACGAAGCAAAACGUCCUCAUCAGAGACAUGUGUAUCAAAGUACACAAUCUUUGUCUUGUCUUCUGGGUUUUCAAGGAUGCGACGAGCGACUUGGAUCAUAGGUGCCACACCAGUGCCACCUCCGAUUAAAAAGACGCUCUCAAACUCGUUUGUCUUCAAUGGGUAUUUAAGGCCAGGGCCGCAAAAAGGCAGCGAGUCUCCAACCUUUAAGUUGAAAAUAAUAGGACCGAGAAUGCCCUCAGGGUAACGCUUGAUCACCAAGUCCAAGAAUCCUGUUUGGUUCUCACGAGAGACCGGGGUGUAAGCUCUGGUAACCUCAUUGCCGUCUUGGUCAAGGAUACCGGGGGCUUUAAUGAUGACAAAGCCAGCAUGAGAAACACCGGGCACAUGCGAUUCACUUGGCAGAGCGAAGCGGAACAGCUUGGUAUUAUGCGUCUGGUCCUUGACAUCAACCAGUUUGAGGUCAAUCCAUUUGCUGAAAUCAGUAAAUGUGGGUACGACAGAGGGAACAGUCAUGAUGCUUCUGUAAUUUGCUACUGACAAGGAAGAGAACUUUGAAAAACUUUGAGGACGAAAAAGAACGUAACCGAGGAGACCACCGACACACGCGAGAACUGUAGAACGAACUGUGAAUUUUCUUACUGCAGCUCUACGGAGGUUUGUUAAAAACAUAAACCUUGCUCCGAAAAAAAGCAACCCGUGUGUUUCAACGCAGACGCUCCACCCAGCCGACGCUUUAUACUACGCAAGUUUCCGCUCCUUGCGCUACGCUGUACCUCGUCAGUCCUUCCAGAAACGAACAGACCAACAUUAGCUCGCUCAGCCAGUAACCCAAGGCUCCUCAAAGCUGGUCAGGAUCUAGUCUUUCACGACCGAUUUUCUCUGCUAAGCCGACGUAUCACCAUUGCUCAGUCUUCUCCAUGGACAGGCUGUCUGUGGUCUCCGCUGUAUCUUAUCAGAUCACGGAGUUAUGCGAUACGGCUUGAAUGUUGAGUGGCCAAGACACUGCAUAACUCCACGAAUAACUUGCAGUGUAGCGGUAUAAGAAGGCCCAGAUAUAAUGAGAAUAAAGUAUAAUAAGAUUAUCUAAGCGAGACAUACAACGUCUCUAACCGAGCAGAUCUUUGUCUAACCACAAACUCUUACAAAGGAAACAAGAUUUUUGCAUUGCUAAGCAAAUACUCAUUAAUUACCUAUUCGUUCUGUUAAAGACUGAUCUCCGUCUCUGAAUAAUCCUUAGCUCUUCCAAUUAAUCGCUCACUUUAAGCUUUAAUCUAA
This is a messenger RNA of Schizosaccharomyces japonicus yFS275, 2607 nucleotides long. Its product is annotated as FRG1 family protein. Lineage: Eukaryota; Fungi; Ascomycota; Schizosaccharomycetes; Schizosaccharomycetales; Schizosaccharomycetaceae. Bases 146 to 898 code for a protein of 250 amino acids. The transcript has 2 exons. Gene Ontology annotation, cellular component: nucleolus. The record is from RefSeq and is a predicted model, not a curated record.